This is a messenger RNA of Darwinula stevensoni, 2321 nucleotides long. The record is from the annotation of a GenBank genome assembly. NCBI's taxonomy places the organism in Eukaryota, Metazoa, Arthropoda, Ostracoda, Podocopida, Darwinulidae.
ACCUUUUUAUUUUCCAGAGAACGGUGGUUUACAGAACCAAGUACUUGCAUUUCAUGUCAGGGCUUCCUUUCCAAAAAGAAAAAAAGUUCUGUGCUCCACACCUCUGCAAAGUGUAGGCAAGAGCCUACCGUGCCCUGACGUUGUUCGUCUUCGCGGUCUCGCAGUCGAGGCAGGUGCUGUGUGAAAAUAAAAACGGUUGAAAAUGGAAAAUGGCCUGAAUUCCACGAAUCGGGUCGGACACAACAACGACUCCCCGAAUGCCGUCAUAUCUCAGCCGUCGUUCGGGAAGAAACCGGGCGAGGACCCGGACUAUCAGUUCCACGUCCUCGCCGAGGAGCCCAUCAACGACAGCGACGAGUACACGGACUCGGACUCCGACUCGUCCUCGUCCUCCGAGAGCGAGGGCUCCUCGUACGACAGUGACGACGAAGGGGAGGCGGAGGACGGGAUCAUCCCGCCCGGUGCAGACUUCGCGGAUCAGCUGGAGAGGGCGAGCCGGGGCAAGCCCUUCCAGUCGUGGGUCCAGCCCCGCAUCACAGAGGAGAUCCGCGCGCCCCUCGAGUCGAAGGACCUGAACGGCGUGGCGAACGACACCGUGAAGAAGUCCCCUCCCCCUACCAAGCAGCUCGACAUCUCGGAUCUCUUGGAGGAGCCCACCUCGAAGAAGCGGAAGCGAGACGACGACGAGGACGGCGACUCAUGCAAUCUCAAGGAGCUCUGCACCACAUUCGCCGUCCCCUAUCAUGUUGCCAGGCGGACGGCCGUGUCCACAGAAGAGGAAACUUACGUUCUCCACGUGGAUGCUAAUCUCGACUCCCCAGAUGCACUCAUUGCAGCAGGCUUAUCUAACCCCUGCAUUCAUGUGUAUAAUGCAGAGAGAUUGGCCCUCAUUGCAAAGCUCAAGGGUCACUCAGAUGUCAUCACAGGGGUCAAGUUCUGUAAUACGAGACCUCAGGUCUUACUUACUGGUGGAAGGGAAGGCUCCCUUCGGCUCUGGGAUUUACGAACCAAGCCGUACUCCUGUAUUCACACAUACUCUGGAAACGAAAUGACAAGAAACCCCGGUCGCACAAAGCAUAUCACCUGUUUCGACCUGGACUGCCAGGAUCGAAUCCUCUGUGCCGGAACUGAGCAGCUGUUUGGUGAUGCCUACCUUCUUUUCUGGGAUAUUCGAAGUACAAGACUCAUGGGUGGCUACUGGUAUUCUCAUGGCGAUGAUGUUACUCAGGUGCGUUUUCAUCCAAAUGAGGGGGACACAUUGGCUACUGCAUCUGUGGAUGGGUUGUUGAAUAUCUUCGACCUGGAGCAGAAUGAAGAAGACGAUGCAUUGAUGCAUACACUCAAUGCCGACUGCUCACUCCGCACAGUCAACUGGUAUGGCCAGUGUGAUAGGUGGGGAUUCCUGUCCUGUAUCACUCACAAUGAAGACUUGCAGUUAUGGAACCGGGCAGACGUGAACCCUUAUGCGUCCUUCUCCCGCAUCGACAUCAGUACUGAGAUGAGGCGGAAGUCUUCCAAUUACGUAUACCUGGUGGAUGUGCACAAGCGCACAAAUGACGAGCUGCUCAUUCUUUGUGGAUCCAGUUACAGAGAAAACGGAUGCCUUCGGCUCCUGAGGGUCCAGAACAAUCGACUACGACCCCAUGCACUCCUUCCUCAGACCAAAUUUGAUACUCAGAUUGUGCGAGCUAGCCACCUAUUUCAGGCUAGUGAAGUCCUGUUGACUGCUGGUGAAGAAGGGAUUAUCAACUUAUGGUCUCCUGGUGAUCCAGAUGAGAUCUCCCACGAUUCGUCUUUCAUCAACGCUGUUUCUCCUAGUAACACUCAGGAGGAGACUGGAGUCGACUUGAUUGAGGAGUACAGCAAUGGUCAAGCCAGUUCACCAGAAUCUGACAUGAAUGGGACUUGAUUGGGAUCAACUACCUUUUUCUAUUUUCUGUUUUUGUUUUCUCCUCUGUCUCAUUUUCCAGGAAAUACUUUGUGCCGUAGUCUGGUCUAGUCUGCCGAAAUUCCGAGUAUUUGUUCGUGGAAGCCUUUGGGAACGAGAGGGCAUUAAGUUGAAGGGCACAUGUGUGAUAAAUGAUUCUUUGAUACCUUGCCACAUGAUACUUUUCAAAGGGGUAAGUCAUGUAAAUGACAAGAGUGAAAGUUGUAUCAACUACUCCUGACUUGGGCCUGCUACAAAGAAAAAAAAAAAGCUUCAGCAUCUGAGAUUGGUCGUUUUGAUUGGGAGAGUGAGAGUUGAGAAGAAAACAAUGGCUGUAUCUUGGAAACCUUUCUCAGCACUGAAUACCUGACGGUUUACUCUGGAAUAAAACUGC